Messenger RNA from Brassica rapa (field mustard), 5880 nucleotides. RefSeq lists its product as uncharacterized. NCBI's taxonomy places the organism in Eukaryota, Viridiplantae, Streptophyta, Magnoliopsida, Brassicales, Brassicaceae. Gene Ontology annotation, biological process: negative regulation of cell population proliferation. The record is from RefSeq and is a predicted model, not a curated record.
AGAAAACAGAAAUCUAUCAAGUAUUUAAUGUCUUGAUGGGACAAUUCAAGUAGCAUAGUUGUUAGACGUCAUACCAUAUUAAGCAUUUGGAUUUGAUGUGUUAUUAUAGAAACCACAGAAACGAAACAGACUAAUGGACCACAUUUAUUAUAUUCUAUGGCGGAGAAAGGUAGCUGCUCCGAUACGGCGUCGCAUGGGACCGUUUUGCUUCUUCAAGCUUCCCGCCACCGUCUCGUAUGCACAUAAAAAGGUUUAUUUUGGAAUCUUCCUAUGAUAUGAACCCACCAAUGAACUUAGGUUGACGUAAGCUCUAUUGAAGCCCACACUGAAGCCCAUCUUAUGAUUCAUUAAGAAGCUUAUGUAACUAUGUAACUAGGGUUUUAUAAACCACUAUAUAUGUCAUUAGAGUGCUUGCUAGUAGGUAACUUUGGCUGCCAUAGUUGCAGCCACAUUAAAACAUCUUUUAUGAUAUCAAUCCAUCUUCUUAGCUCUUGGUGACAAUCUAAAGUCUUUCCCUUUCUUACUCUUUAUAUUUCAAUAAAGCUCAUUGAGCUAUCUCUAGUUUAUGUUUCAAUAAAGUCCUUUGGACACAAAUCUAUCUUGUUCUACAAACGUUCACAUGGUAUCAGAGCUUCAGUCGGUUCAUGGGUUUAUAAUCUCACCAGUAUCUAUACAUAUCCUCUCUCUGCGCUUUACUACAUCAAAUGAGUUGAAGGUUGAAGCUUUCCAUCUCAAAAUGGCACCUUUCAGACAGUAAAAGAAAAACCAGACCAGAUGCAACCAGAUCGAGGUUUUUCAAGCUCAGCUUGCAAGUGGGUUAUCUACAUCAGAACGUGGGUUAUAUGCAAGUCUGUCCAGGUAAUCAUCAAGCUUUCUCCAUCCCUAAAGCUUGGUAAAGUGACCUUUUCGGCAAUGGAGAAGUCAGAGAAGAGACACGCCUUGGUAAAGCAAAAUUGGUGUAUUGGUGAAGCUGUUUGAAGAGGAUAAUGACUUUUCAAACAGAACCAGUGGUUUCUCCAAGUCACAUGUCAUGUUUCUUCUCACGGUAAUAUCUCUGUACUUUCAUUCGAGGCUGAAAAUAGAUAGCUUGGGAACUGGAAACAUAUCGCUGGCUAGGUAUUGGGAUGUGACUGGAUUGGUUUGGAAAUUUGCGAUAGGAUAGUGGUGGGUUUGAGAUUAAUGGCAGCAAGUUUCUGUUUUUGAUGAGUGCACACAAGAUGUUUGGUUAAAUGUCUAAGAGAGAAACAGAUUGUGAAAAUGAAGAGUUUUGGUGGCAAAUAGAUAGGAAACAGAGAGUUGAGGUUUUGGGCUGUUGUAGGAUGGAUCUCUUUGGCUGUGAGAUAGCUUAGUCUAGUUAGGAGGAUCAAAAAAAAAAAAAAAAAUCCUCAACUUGUUGUGAGACAAAUAGGUCAAAAGAACCUGAAGAUGUUCUCACACUCAUGCUAUUCUCCAAGCUGAAUAGUCAUCUACCUACUUCCUAUAGACCUUCAACUACUCAUGAUCCUUUUCAAAGCCAGCUCCAUCUGCAUCUUCAAACUUGGUUCAGCUGCUUGAUUCACCACCCGAUGCCAAGUUUGCGGGAGGAUAUUGAAGCCCACACUGAAGCCCAUCUUAUGAUUCAUUAAGAAGCUUAUGUAACUAUGUAACUAGGGUUUUAUAAACCACUAUAUAUGUCAUUAGAGUGCUUGCUAGUAGGUAACUUUGGCUGCCAUAGUUGCAGCCACAUUAAAACAUCUUUUAUGAUAUCAAUCCAUCUUCUUAGCUCUUGGUGACAAUCUAAAGUCUUUCCCUUUCUUACUCUUUAUAUUUCAAUAAAGCUCAUUGAGCUAUCUCUAGUUUAUGUUUCAAUAAAGUCCUUUGGACACAAAUCUAUCUUGUUUCACCAAUACACCAAUUUUGCUUUACCAAGGCACGAGUCUCCUUCUCUCUUCUAUCCCGCCGUUGUCUAGUUCUUCAACUUGCGAGGAGAUCGAAAUGGCAACAGUUCCAGGACAGCUGGUGUGGGAGAUCGUGAAAAGAAACAACUGUUUCUUGGUGAAACAGUUCGGUAGAGGCAAUGCCAAGGUUCAGUUCAGCAAGGAGAGCAACAACCUCUGCAACCUCAACUCUUACAAGCACUCUAAUGACAUAUAUAGUGGUUUAUAAAACCCUAGUUACAUAGUUACAUAAGCUUCUUAAUGAAUCAUAAGAUGGGCUUCAGUGUGGGCUUCAAUAAGCUCCACUCUUCCCGACUUUAACUCUAGAACUUGCAAGUCUUGUUGAAUAAUGAUUUCACGUGAAUGAAAGGUAAUUCUCUAUUAGUUUCUACGACCAUGCAUCUACAUAUUUUUCGUCGGUUAACUUAAUUACAUGUCUCUGCGCGCUAAAUUAAGUAGUGGAACGAAUAUAUAUAAACUAUUUGAACUAAAUAAAAAACUUGAAUAUGGAAAACUAGAAAUUAUAAUAUAACUCAAUUACAAAUAUCUCACUCAUAUUUUAGGUUUAUUCUUAAAUUGUAACUUGUAGAUUCUGUUCUCGAGUAAGGGUUUUGGUCAAAUUUUCCAAACAUGCAUAUGGAAAAUGGAACCGAGGAAAAAAUAAUAUACAUAAUGUACCGCAUUUGUAUGUCUAUAAACACCAAUACAUGUCAACUAUAGCUUCACGCUGCUUCUCUCGGCUACACAAAGAUCUGGCUUUGAUCAGAUUAUCAAGAGCUCAUUGGAGAAAUCUCGACGAACAGUUGCCCUAUUGAACUCUUUGGAGUUCUCUCCGGCAUCUCUUCGUUAUCUUCUUCCUUAGUUUUCCGUCGGUUUUCUUAUUUUCAAAGAACUUCAAGUGGGCUUACACUCUCUAGUCAAAGCCUGUCUCUGUACUCACUCUGGUUUGGGCUCUCUAGUAUGAGACCCCUUUGCCAAACAGAAAAAAAUCAACUAGCUGCUUUACCACAAUACAAGAGUGAAAAGAGGUAACACAUUCUAGAUCGAGAGACAACGAUCAGGGUCUCUGUUGGUUUUAGAAGAUCUUGCAUGAAGGAAUAGAGAGUGGAACUGAGCCAAGCUAAAUAGGUUAUUAAGUUAGUGUUGCUCAAAAAAAGACAAUGAGUAGUAAAUCAGUUCUAAUUAGAUACUUAUGGCUCUAACAACCAAUGACCCAUCUAUUCAAAAGUAAACUAGAGUUUUAAAUAUUGGGCCUUACCGUUAGGACAAUUGUACUGAUUCUGGUUGGGCGUAGGAAGGAUGCUAGUACUGAUUCUGGUUGGGCGUAGAAUCCUUGAACUCACAAAACAUAUAUAUUAUUAGCCUUCAUAUUUUAAACAUGUAUGAUACAAAUCUCUUGUGAUCCUGAAAUUGAUAGACGAAGUGACGAAGAGCUGAUUAGAAAAAUGAGGAAAAAAUCAAGAUGGAUGAUCUUGUUCUACUAGUACCAGCUGUGGAUUUUUGUUUUGCGCCAUUCAAUUAUGACAAUGGGUUAUAGAUAAUGUUUUCAAUCCCAAGCUAACAUAUGGUUGUUCCGACAUACGAUGUAUAAAUAUUAUUGGUUCAUAUUAGUUUGUGGUUAGUGGUUACUUGUUUACGAUUUAUGUAGGUAAGUAUUAUGUAUAUACUUUUUGCUUAAAUAUUCUUUUGUGCUACAAACAAUAAAGUACUUGCCAAAUUGACAAACCAAAUAAAAUCCAACUAUAAUUGUAACUUUUGGUAGUCUUUAUCUAAAAUUUUCACCUAUACAUGUUUUUAGCUUAAUUUUUACAACAAAUUAACGCCGAAAUUCAUAAAAUUAACGAAGAGAAGAAAUGUGCAUGAGGAAGUCCAUCGAAUAUCGUGAAACUUAGAUGAUAAGAGAUUGUUUUCCCAAAUUAUUCAUCAUAAAAUUAGCUCAGUCCAACGAAUACAAUCUGUAGCAAAGCGAAUACAGUCAUUGUAAUCAAUCAAAGUACGUGAAAACACCGUGGCCUAGUGGUCAAGGUUUAAAGACUUCCAUAUCUAGGUCUAGGGUUUAAAUUCCAGACAACGCAAUUUCUACAUAAAGAGAUAUGGGUUUCAAUUCCCGGAGAAGACGAAUUAUGCAGAAAAUUAAAAAAAAUAUUUACAAGAGAUAGGGCUACUCAGGGUGAUACAGUCAGGCGUGAAUCCUCAUAAAGCAUGUAAAAUUGUCGCCUGUAAUAUCUUCUAUGUAAUGUUUCUCUGUUGUAAUAGCAUAAUUAACCAGACAAAAAAAAUCAAUCAAAGUAUUUUUAUUUACAUUAAAUAAUUGAGCAAAAUAAUUUGCAAUCCGGUUUGAUUCCAUCUUUGAUAUGAUCUUACAUAUAUUCAGUUUUAAUGACAUUGAUUGAAAAUAUAUAUGUUGAGAUUAUGAAAAGAGAAGUGAACCAACAAACCUGCCCAUGUGGAGAAAACGAAGAUAAGAUGGCCGGUUGCAUGUUCCCCUAAACUCAAUCUCAAUGUUUUGUCUUCUUUCAACAUAUCUCCUCUUUUCAUGCCCACCUUUCUCCCUUUCAUACUCUUUCUCUUAUUUCAUUAGAUUGUGUUGAACCCUAAUACACAAUAUGGUUAAGUUAAAUCAUUCAUUAUGGGUAGAAAACAAAUAAUAUAAAUCAACAGCUGUGUUUACCGCGUUCAUAAAUAAGGAAUUUCGAAUUGUAUACACGUGUGCAUGCUGUUCCUUUCCAUACCACAUUCGAAUGUUGUGACUAAUUUAUUGAAUAAAACAAUUUCUGAAAAGAAUAUCACCGAAAUUUUUUGAAAGGAUUAAUUAAGUUUUUGAAACUUUCCUAGUUCUUAAUGGACUUUUUAUCUGUCAAAGUUUGAUAUUUAUAAAAAUAAAAAUAAACAAAAGAUUUAAAAGAUUUGUUAUUUAGUAGCCCAUAAUAUAAUAGAUUAGACAAUGACAAUAAAAGAUUUAUGUCCAAAGUUAUAAUUUCCAUAAAAUUAUAGUUCCUUGGAGUAUUCAAAGCAAGCCAUGCAAAUCCCAAUGUCAAUGAACCAAGAAAAUCAAGACCAGAUUCAUCUCCUCUUAAUUCACUUCCUUUUUAUUUACUUCACCUCUUUCUUCUUUUUCUUCUCUAUAUAAACCUAUUCAGAUCCUUUUCUCCUUCAUCGCAAUUCUUACAUUUGCUCUCUCCCUUCCAUCACCCACAAAAGGGUUUUUUUUUUGGCACCCGAAGUGAUAAACCUUAAAACCAUAAAACCACAAAGGUUCUUUAUCGUUGAUCACUAAUAUAAACCCUAUGGCAGAAUUCAAGAGAAAGUUCAACAAAGGCCAUGCUUUUACAAGCAAAUGUGUUUCCUUGGUGAAGGAACAACGAGCUCGUCUCUAUAUUCUCCGCCGUUGCGCUACCAUGCUUUGCUGCUGGUACAUCCAUGGCGAUGAAUAGAGAGAGCCCCCUUGAGUUCAUCUUUCAAAUUACAUAUAGCUAUAUAUAUGUGUGUGUAUAUAUAUAUGCCUCUCCUCCCCAUCUCUUCUUCUUGAAUCCAUGUUGGUAUUGGUGGUUGCAUGGCGUGAUCCCUCUCCAUAAAUAUUUUGAUUCUCUCUUCUAUUGGUGCAACCCUGCUUAAUCUCCUCUUUUUUAACCUAAAGAGUGAAUCUUUUGGGGUUUUUUUUUCAUGAGUUAUUUGCAUGAGCCAAAAUAGAGAGAGACUUUACCCGCCGAUUGAGCUGACGGAGUUUUUACUGUUUCUGGAACAUAAGGAGGGAGAGAAGCCAUGGAUGAUGUUAUGUGGGAAAAGGAGUUCAUACUAUCAAAUCUUCUGGAAGUUUUGGGGUUUAGUUUCGUUUUGAGUUGACCAAAGUCUCUUUUGGUUUCAUCUAUUUAUGACCAAAGAUCUUCUUGUUUAAUUUUAGCAUCUGGUUGUAACCAAUGCGAGAAUAAUAUAAAAGAAUAAAACUUUUGAUUUUGGCUAUUUA